Molecule: messenger RNA, 1119 nt
Organism: Trypanosoma brucei brucei TREU927
Lineage: Eukaryota; Euglenozoa; Kinetoplastea; Trypanosomatida; Trypanosomatidae
Gene: Tb927.4.980
Product: actin, putative
Exons: 1
Coding region: 1-1119 (372 amino acids)
Source: RefSeq, a predicted model, not a curated record
AUGGCAGUAGUGGAGAUUGGAUGGAAUGUGCGGGCUGGUUAUGUUGGUGACACAAGAUGCGCGCGCCAGUUUCCGUCUCUUCACUUGUUGGAACCGCCUGCUGAAACAAGUUUUCCCUCUGUGCUAAUGGCAGCGGAUGGGGCAGGAUCAGAGAGCGUGUCAUCCAUGUGGACAUUACAGUCUUUGGAUGCUCAGCGGGACUCUAAUAUGGAUUACCUGUCACGCAUUAUUGGGGAUGAGCUGCAUUGCCUAAAGGAGGAAACCCUCACCCUCGUGGUCCCGGAGGUGUGGCACGAGCGGUUCGACGUGAUGCGGGCGCUAUUUCAUUCCGUAUUGGAGUCAGGUGUGGCAACGGCUCUGUAUUGCCUACGACCAAGUGUUGCAUGGGCACUGAGCUCGGGGAAGUGUUCCACCGUCGUGUUGGACGUCGGGCACAGUCACGCCACCGCCGCUGCGGUGUUGGACGGCUACGCCCUGCGGGGAACGGUGGCUUCGAGUGAUGUUGCCGGCAAAGUUGUCACGGAGGUGCUCAAGGGUAUGUUGGACAGUGAGCAGUUACAAGCACUAGAAGGUGUGGCGCGAUUCAAGACUCCUACCGUGCGGGCAUUAGCAAUGGAUGAUUUGGUUGGGGACAUUAAACGACUGGCAUGUACCGUUCGUACCGAUGCUUCUGAAAGUAACAAGGAAGAAGGGUCAUUAGUGUUACGAGCCCCGGAUGGGAGCGCCAUUACCGUUGAAGGACGGGCGCGAGUGGAGGCAUAUGAGGUUUUGUUUCGUUCGGUUGGUGGUUUCGGGAGCUCACUGGGGGACCUUGUUGUGGGCUGCAAGCAGCGUUUAGAUCCCGAGUGGCAACUGCAGUUCGUUUCGCACACACUUUGUGGUGGAACGGCGCAGGCCCCCGGUUUCCGUGAGCGGUUGCUAACAGAGGUUCAGCAAAGGGAUUCGUGUUACUUUCGUUACGAAAAAGAGGGCGGUUUCCACUUGUCUCGUGCCGUAGACGGAGCCUGGGUGGGCGCAUCUUUGGCGACAGAUAGCUCCUCCUUUGCAUCCCUUUGGAUUACACGUGCCGAUAUGGAGGAGGAGGGAGAUUCGGUGUUGUACCGCAAGUUAUUUUACUGA